UUAUAAUAGCAACAUUCUAAACAUGUCGGACUACCGUGGUUUAGGUUUAUUAUUCUGACAAAGUUUCAGUAUUAGGGAUUUUCUUUAUUCCUGACGUCUUAGGUGAAAAUAUCUUGACGUCGCAUGUAAUUGCAAAACCUAACCUAGAUAAUCGCGACAAUGGUUAAAAAAAAGAGACAAAGCGAGCCUACCGAAAAUGGGGACGACUCGACGGAGUCUUGCGACGAAAUUGUAAAGUCCGCAUGUCAUCAUGUAGCCAAAGCAGUAGACCUUACGCGUCUGAAGAAGUCUUUAAAGACAGGAGGUUUUGAAAAAGAAUGCUCGGAAUGCAAAAAAAGCCUGAGUACGGAAGUGAUCGACCCAAAUUACGAGGAAGACCUAUCAUUAUGGAUGUGCCUGCGCUGCGGGACACAACUGUGCGGUCGAACUCGCAACAAGCACGCCCUGAACCAUUUCAACACUCCUCACUCUGACUGCCACGCCAUCACAACUAAUACCACAACUUGGGAGAUAUACUGCUACAAUUGUAAUAAUGAAGUCACGUCUACGAGCUCCAAAAAACUUCAUGAAUGUAUAGAAUAUUUGAAAAAGCAAGCCUCCAGUAAUCCAAAACUACCACCAAUAGAACUGCCCUUCAUUCAAGGACCAAAUCCGUUAGAACUUACAAUGCCAUUAGAAACUACAUCUAGAAAUGAUAAAGGUAAAGAUAAGGCGAUGGCUUUGAAUUUACCUCGUGUGAGGGGCCUCAGCAAUCUAGGAAAUACAUGUUUUUUCAAUUCUGUCAUGCAAUGUUUAGUGCAGACACCAUAUUUAUUAAAUGUCUUAAAAGAGAUGGCUACACCAGGAGAAAAGUUUACGUUGCCAGGAGGUAAAUUGAAAAUUAAGUCGGACCAAAAUGAUGAUGAGGGCAAAGAAGUGGACCUCCCUCCAAUAACUGGGCAGCUGUCUGAGUGGGGGACUCUGACAAGGACCUUAGCAGAAACAUUAGAAGAACUACAAACAGGUGAAGGCGGUGUGUAUACUCCUAGAAAACUGCUCUCUGCUCUUGUCAGUAAGCUACCUCAAUUUGGUGGAGGCGAUCAGCAUGACGCUCACGAGUUAUUAAGACAUUUGCUUGAAGCUGUGAGGUCUGAAGACCUACGUCGCUACCAGUCAGUGAUACUGAGCAGUUUGGGAGUUAGUUCAAAGGUUGAUCCGGCUAAAGUCGAUGGGGAAGUGAAGCAAAAGGUUAAAUUUUAUGGACAGCAAGCCUCGGAUACAAUGCUCAGACCAGAACAGGUAUUCCGUGGCUUCCUAGUGUCGACACUCGAGUGCCAAGAAUGCUUCCACCAGUCGGACCGUACAGAAUACUUUCUCGAUCUCUCCCUGCCUGUUGCAGCAUCACGUCCUCAGCCACCGGCCUUAGUUAGGAGGAAAACACCUAAUGACGAUAACAAUAUAUACAAUAAUCAAGAGGAGACCAAAACUUCGAAACACCAGCAGAAGAAAGAACGAAUUGCUGCUAGAAAAGCCGCUAGGAAAAAAGGCAAUUCCAAUUCCAAAGAUAACGCUGUCGAUGCAACAAACGGUUCGAAAGACGAGGGUAAGUCGUCCUCGGAGCAAUCGGACGCGGACGUGGAGGACAAUCUGGAGGAGCCUCCGCGCCGGGCCGACACUCACACCGCCUCCAUCGGCUCGCAGGCCGUCGCUCACACCGCCGCCAACUUCGCGGCCUACCACAUGGAGUCCGGCUACAACUCCGAUAAGAUAGUCAGCUCCGACUCCAUCCGGACCAGCCCCGUCGACCUCGACAAGGAGAAGACGGACGACACCCCCGAGACGACCGACAAGGACAAGGAGUUCGCGGACGUCGCCACCUCGACCACCGCUGUGCCGCUCGAGUAUAAGUCCCCCGCGCCCCUGGAGACCUUCUCCAACCCGGACUCCGGGGUGGCGAGUCCCGAAGCGACAAAGCACAACUCCACAGAGACAGUGGAUAAUCUGUCGCCCGUCAGGAGCGACUUCGAGAGGCCAGUCUCUCGAAUAUCCUUCGCCCCGGAGUACUCCAACGAGGUGGUCUCGCGCGGUAUAAGCGAGCGAGCCGGACGCGACCUGUUCGAAAGCGGCUGGGAGUUCGGAGGAGCUCCACCCGAGGACAACGCAUACGACGAUUUGAACCAGGACGUUACCGACAAGCUGGAGAAGCUCAAGCUCGACGCGGACGAGCCCCGGCCCAAGCCCGCGCCGCCCGCCCCGCGCGCCCGCGAGCCGCCGCCCGCCCGCCCCAGCCCGCCCUCGCCCCGCUACGUCUGCGACGAGGACGAGUGCAGCGUGCAGUCCUGUCUCGGCCAGUUCACGGCCCUCGAACUGCUCACCGGCAACAACAAGGUCGGCUGCGAGACCUGCACGGAGAGGCUCAACGGCAAAAACGGCAAAACCGUGUACACGAACGCGACGAAGCGCUUCCUAGUGUCGAGCCCGCCGCCCGUGCUCAUCCUGCACCUGAAGCGCUUCCAGCUGGGCCCGCGCUGCAUGUUCCGCAAGAUGUCGAAGCACGUGGACUUCCCCGCGCUGCUGGACCUGGCGCCCUUCUGCGCCGCGGCGCGCGGCGGGCCGCUGUACGCGCUGUACGGCGUGGUGGAGCACUCGGGCGGCAUGCACGGCGGCCACUACGUCGCCUACGUCAAGCUGCGGCCCGGAGCGCGCCGCCGCUUCCUGCCCCCGCCCGCCCCGGGCCGCCCGCCCGCCCCGACUCCGACUCCGAGCUGUCGGGCUACGAGUCGGGCGACGGCGCGGCGCGCGUGCCCCGCGGCCGCUGGUUCUACGUGUCCGACAGCCUGGUGUCGGAGGUCACCGAGGACAAGGUGCUGCGCGCGCAGGCCUACCUGCUGUUCUACGAGCGCGUGCAGUGAGCGCUAGUGUUUACAGUGUGCAGUGAAUGAGGACGCUUUUUUACUAACGGAGUGUGUGGCCGGUCCGGUCGUGUAUCGAUGAACCUAUUGCUAUGUAUACGUCUAUAGUGUAUCAAUGGUUGUCCUAUCGAAUGCGUUACAUA
Molecule: messenger RNA, 3034 nt
Organism: Melitaea cinxia (Glanville fritillary)
Lineage: Eukaryota; Metazoa; Arthropoda; Insecta; Lepidoptera; Nymphalidae
Gene: Usp16-45
Product: ubiquitin carboxyl-terminal hydrolase 16
Biological process (GO): protein deubiquitination
Molecular function (GO): zinc ion binding; cysteine-type deubiquitinase activity
Source: RefSeq, a predicted model, not a curated record